Messenger RNA from Vidua chalybeata, 4405 nucleotides. It is a transcript of the gene SMC6, whose product is annotated as structural maintenance of chromosomes 6. Gene Ontology annotation, biological process: chromosome organization; double-strand break repair via homologous recombination. The transcript is spliced from 29 exons. Gene Ontology annotation, cellular component: nucleus; chromosome; site of double-strand break. The coding region runs from base 878 to 4162 and encodes 1094 amino acids. The record is from RefSeq and is a predicted model, not a curated record. Gene Ontology annotation, molecular function: ATP binding; protein binding; damaged DNA binding. NCBI's taxonomy places the organism in Eukaryota, Metazoa, Chordata, Aves, Passeriformes, Viduidae.
GCCCCGCUUUCGGUUUCGCUGUCCGUAGAGGAGGCAGAGCUGCCCUCGGUGCCGCAGUGCAGUUCUGGGCUCCUCAGUACAAGAGGGAGAUGGAGGUCCAGUGGAGGGCUGUGAAAGAUGAUUAAUGGGCUGAAGCAUCUCUUAUGAGGAGAAGGCUGACAGAGUUGGGCUUGUUCAACUUCGAGAAAAGACUGCUGAGAGGGGACCUCAGUCUGCAUAAACAUCUAAAGGGAGGGUGUCAAGAGGAUGGACCAGGCUCUUCUUGGUGGUGCCGAGCAAUAAAACUGGAGGCAGCGGGCAGAAACUGAUGUACAGGAAGUUCCACCCAAACAUGAGGAGGAAUAUCUUUACUGUGCAGGUGAACACGAACUGGAACUGAUUGCCCAGAGAGUCUGUGGAGUCUCCCUUACUGGAGAUAUUCAGAAACUGCCUGGACACAAUCCUGUGCUAUGUGCUCUGGGAUGACCCUGCUUAAGCAGAGAGGUUGGACCAGAUGACCUGUUAUGUCCCUUCAGCCUUACCCAUUCUGUGAUUCUGUGGGUCAGGCAGUGCUUCUCCAGUGUUUGAUGGGAUGGCAUAGUCUUCUUAUGCACUGGCUGCAAAUGUAUUAGGAGAGGAGUUGUCAACGUCAGACAUACAGUCUAACAUGGAACAUCUGCCUCAGAUAGUCCCAAAAAUGUAGAGCACUCCACUGCUGUGUCUUGAAGACUGGGCUUCUGACUUCCACCCUCUGAAAUACCUCCCUUUAAGUACAACAGAGGAAGAUUUUAAUGAAACAGCAGAUUCCAUGAAUACUUGUCUUCAUACUGGGGUGAUGGAUGCCAAGAGCUUGCAAGUGACUGCUUCCUGGUCUGAGUAAUUUGAGCAUGAAGUACUCAUGGGUAAGAGAAAGGAAGAAAGUGUUUUAACUCCUGGGUCCCAGAAAAGGCAGAGAAAAGAAUACACAGAUGUACAUAGUGAUGAGUCUGAUGAAGAAACUUUAGAGUUCUCAGCUAAUAGUAGUGCCCCUUCACAGUUGCCUGACGGUGAGGUUGGGAUAAUUGAAAGUAUCCAGCUGAAGAACUUCAUGUGCCAUUCAAAUCUGGGGCCUUUUCAGUUUGGAUCAAAUCUCAAUUUUGUUGUUGGAACCAAUGGAAGUGGAAAAAGUUCUGUAUUGACAGCACUAAUUGUUGGACUUGGUGGAAAAGCCACUGCAACUAACAGAGGUUCCUCAUUAAAAAUGUUUAUUCAAAAAGGAGAGACUUCUGCAGAUAUUUCCAUAACUUUGCGAAACCAAGGAAGAGAUGCAUUUAAACCAGAAUUGUAUGGUACCUCUAUUACUGUGAAUCAGCGCAUUAAUCAGGAUGGAAGCAGAACUUGCAAACUGAAAAGCAAAUCUGGGACCAUAAUUUCUUCAAAGAAAGAAGAACUCAUAGGAAUACUGGAUCACUUUAAUAUACAGGUAGAUAAUCCUGUGUCUGUUUUAACCCAAGAGAUGAGUAAACAGUUUUUACAGACUAAAAAUGAAGGGGACAAGUACAAGUUUUUUAUGAAGGCAACUCAGCUGGAACAAAUGAAAGAAGAUUAUUCAUUUAUUGAGAAAACAAAAAAAAAUACCCGUAUUCAGAUAGAACAAGGGGAAGAGCGUCUUGAAGAACUUAAGCAGCUUUAUUUGGAAAAGAAGGAAAUUUUCAAAAGCAUCGCAUUUGUGAAUGACAUGCAAAGUCGUCUCGAAGAUUUGAAACAUCAAAUGGCGUGGGCAGUGGUGAGUGAGAUGGAAAAAGAAAUAGAACUGCUCAAAGAAGGUGUCAAAGCUGAAGAAGGAAAUACAGAGCUCCUUCAGAAGGUAGAAGAAUGCCAGGUAAAAGUGAAUGAAGCAGAAAAAAAGUACAAAGCAAUACAAGAUAAAUUGAUAACAGUAAGUGAAGAAGCACAAGCCCUUCAUCCUCAGUGUAUUUCUUUGAAGGCUGAAGUGCAGGCAAAAAGAAAAACAGUCAAUGAAACUGAGAUCAUUUAUAAUCGUUCCAAAACAGAGUUAAAACGUCUGGAAAAAGACAGUGAACAGCUACAUAAACGAAUUGAAGAACUGAAAAGCUGUGCUAAUCAGGGUUCAGAGCCUGAGAAAUUGGAAAGACAAAGGAGAAUUGCAUACUUAAGGGAACAGUUAAAGGCAUUCCACAAUGAAGAAAUAAUGAUUGGUCAGCAGUUGGAUCAAUUUCAGCAGGCUAUAUCUAAGUGUAGGGAAGAACAUUCUAGACUCAGGAGAGAAAGCAGUGAAGUGCAACAAGCACUGGAUGCCCAGCAGAAACAGCUAAGAGAUCUGAAAGAUAGUAAAACAAACACUUUGAAAAGAUUUGGACCACAUGUACCAGCAUUUCUUGAAGCAAUUGAAGUAGCCCAUAAACAAGGACACUUUAGAAAGAAACCUCUUGGACCUUUAGGUGCUUUGAUUCAUCCAAAAGAUCCUGAACUGAUCUUGGCUAUUGAAUCCUGUUUAAAAGGUCUUCUUCAGGCAUUUUGCUGUGAUAAUCAUAGUGAUGAAAGAACUCUCCAGUUACUGAUGUCAAAAUAUUAUACACGUGGACAUAGACCUCAAAUAAUUGUAAAUAAAUUUCAGAAUAGAAUUUAUGAUACUAGUCAGAGAGCUGUUUAUCAUCCAGAAUUCCCAUCAGUUCUGACAGCAUUGGAAAUAGACAAUCCAGUGGUUGCCAAUUGUUUGAUUGAUAUGAGGGGUAUAGAAACAGUCCUGCUGAUUAAAAAUAGCCGGAGGGCUCGUGAGGUAAUGCAGUGCAAUCGGCCCCCAAGAAACUGUAAAGAAGCUUUCACUGCUGAAGGUGAUCAAGUAUUUGAACGACGCUACUACUCUUCCAAUUCUGUCAGACCCCAGCUCCUAAGUCAAGAUGUUGAAGCAGAAAUCAGUCACUUGGAUAAGGAAAUUGAAAACAAAAGGGCACAGUUGACAGCCUCUCAGCAACGCUUAUAUUCCAUUGAAAAUGAGAUUAGGCAGAAUGAAGAUCAUCUCUAUGGUCAUCGACGACACCAAAAACAACUACAGGUAAAAGUAAGAACAGCAAAUGCAGAGAUAGCAGAUCUUGAAAAUGUGGAAGAGCACCAGUCAGCGGACAUCCAUAUAUUACAAGAAGAAGCUGAAGAAAAUAAGGGUAGGAUGGAAUCUGUAAAACAAGACAUGCAGCUACAGAGCAGAAAAAUGGAAGAACUGAAAAAUACUCUCCAAGCAGCUGAAAAAAAAUUCGAAGAAGUGAAAGAAAAAAUUCAUCAAGUAGAAGAAAUUGCUGGCCCAAUUAAGGCUGAAUUAAACCAGGCUGAGUCAGAAGUGGAAAACAGUAAACACCGUUUGCAGCACUAUGAAGACAAACAGAGAGAACAUGUGGCUUGCAUAAAUAAGCACAAAGAAUUACUAGUUUCCAAAGAAAAGGAAUUAAAGGAAAAAAUGGCAAAAGCAAGGCAAAUCUUCUCAGAGCCCAUCAAGGUCAGCAGAACUGUUAAAAGUCUUGAUGCAGAAAUGAAUCGCUUGAGAGAGAAGAUAAAUUUAGAAAGCAGACACCGUGGAAACAGAGAAGAAAUAAUACAGCAAUUUCAUUAUGCAAAGGAAAGAUAUGAGGAUGCAAGCAAUAAAGUGAAGAACUUAAGGAGAUUUAUUGCGAUGCUGGAUGAAGUAAUGACAGAGAGGCUCAAAGUGUAUCGGCAAUUCCUAAGGAGACUUUCUAUACAAUGCAAACUCCACUUUGAGCUUUUAUUACGUGUUCGAGGUUGCUCUGGACAUAUAAUUUUUGAUCACAAGAAUGAGACACUUUCCAUAACAGUUCAGCCUCGAGAGGAAGAAAAAGCUGCCCGUAGUGAUCUGAGAUCCUUAUCAGGAGGUGAACGUUCCUUCUCCACAGUUUGUUUCAUUCUUUCUCUGUGGAACAUUUCUGAAUCUCCUUUCAGAUGCAUGGAUGAAUUUGAUGUCUACAUGGAUAUGGUUAGCAGAAGAAUUGCCAUUGACAUGAUUCUGGAGAGGGCUGAUUUUCAGAGGCAUCGACAGUUCAUUUUGUUCACCCCCCUGAGCAUGAGUUCUCUGCCUACGAGUCCCCAUAUUCGAAUCCUCCGCAUGCCAGACCCUCCAAGAGACCAAAGAACACUGAAUUUCCAAAAUAGAAAUGAUGGAGAUGAAGAUCAAUAAGUAUCUCUGUAUGAAUAUGGAACUUGAAAUUUUUGGCAACUCUUCAGAAAAAAAACACUUUUUAGAGUUCAGCUGCAUUUCUUUUCUGUUGUUGUUUUAGGGGAUGUUUUGUUGUUGUUUGAUGUUACAUGGCUACAAAAGCCAUUGAGACUACUCAGAGAACAACAUUCAGCAGUUUCUGCACUUUUUUACUGAAUAGCAGUUCGUCAAUAAAACCUUAUUACACUGUAAGUUUUAACUUGA